This is a messenger RNA of Cucurbita moschata (crookneck pumpkin), 1855 nucleotides long. Its product is annotated as laccase-4-like. The transcript is spliced from 6 exons. Gene Ontology annotation, molecular function: hydroquinone:oxygen oxidoreductase activity; copper ion binding. The coding region runs from base 64 to 1734 and encodes 556 amino acids. Gene Ontology annotation, cellular component: apoplast. The record is from RefSeq and is a predicted model, not a curated record. Gene Ontology annotation, biological process: lignin catabolic process. NCBI's taxonomy places the organism in Eukaryota, Viridiplantae, Streptophyta, Magnoliopsida, Cucurbitales, Cucurbitaceae.
UUAUUCAUUACCCACAUCUAAACAAGGCUUGUAUCCAGUAGAGGGAGAGAAAGAGAGGGGUAAAUGGGUAUAAUAAUUCGAGUUUUGGUUCUCGUGGCCUGUAUUUUCCCAGCUUUCAUCGAAUGCCGAGUUCAACGCUACACGUUUGAUGUGGUUUUGAAAAAUACUACAAAACUAUGUUCGAGUAAGCAAAUCGUCACGGUUAAUGGAAAGUUUCCAGGGCCGACCAUCUACGCUAGGGAAGAUGACACAGUACUCAUUAAGGUUGUUAACCAUGUUCAAUACAACCUUUCUAUUCACUGGCACGGAAUUCGGCAGCUCCGAACCGGUUGGGCAGAUGGACCGGCAUACGUUACGCAGUGUCCAAUCCCAUCAGGGCAAAGCUAUUUAUAUAACUUCACUGUUACUGGCCAAAGAGGCACCCUUUUUUGGCACGCACAUAUCCUGUGGCUGAGGGCAACUGUCCAUGGUGCUUUGGUCAUCUUGCCUAAGCUUGGCGUUCCCUAUCCAUUCCCAGCUCCUCACAAAGAAGUUGUCAUUGUAUUAGCUGAAUGGUGGAAAUCCGACACCGAAGCCGUGAUCAAUGAAGCUCUUAAAUCAGGAUUAGCUCCAAAUGUAUCAGAUGCUCACACAAUCAAUGGUCAUUCAGGACCCCUCUCGAGCUGUUCUACACAAGGGGGAUUCACAUUGCCUGUCAAGAAUGGAAAUACUUACUUACUGCGUAUAAUCAAUGCUGCACUCAAUGAGGAGCUGUUCUUCAAGAUUGCUGGGCACAAACUCACAGUUGUGGAGGUUGAUGCUACCUAUGUGAAACCAUUCAAAACAGACGCAAUUUUGAUUGCACCAGGCCAAACCACCAAUGCCCUCAUCACUGCUGAUCAAAGCUCUGGCAAGUACUUAGUUGCCGCCUCCCCUUUCAUGACCUCUCCGAUCGCGGUCGACAACAACACCGCCACAGCCACACUACAUUACUCCGGCACUCUCGCAACAACCACAACGACGUUAACUGCCCCACCUCCUCAAAACUCAACAUCAGUCGCCAACAACUUCUUGAACUCUCUCAGAAGCAUUAAUUCAAACACCUACCCUGCAAGAGUUCCAUUGACCAUUGAUCAUAACCUUCUCUUCACAGUUGGCCUUGGGAUCAACCCUUGUCCCACCUGCAAAGCUGGGAAUGGAAGCCGGACAGUGGCCAGCAUUAACAAUGUCACAUUCGUAAUGCCAACCACAGCCUUACUUCAAGCUCAUUAUUUCAACAUCAAUGGAGUUUUCACAACUGAUUUCCCGGCUACCCCACCUCAUGUUUUCAACUACACAGGCAGUGGACCAUCGAAUUUACAGACAACAAGAGGGACAAAGCUUUAUAAACUGAAAUACAACUCGACGGUGGAACUUGUUUUACAGGACACCGGGAUCGUCGUCCCAGAAAACCACCCUGUUCAUCUCCAUGGGUUUAAUUUCUUCGUCGUUGGAAGCGGAAUCGGUAACUACGACCCUAAAAAUGGCCCCAAAUCAUUCAAUCUCGUCGAUCCUGUUGAGAGAAACACCGUCGGAGUGCCUUCCGGUGGAUGGAUAGCCAUCAGAUUCAGAGCUGAUAAUCCAGGAGUUUGGUUUAUGCAUUGCCAUUUGGAAGUGCACACAACAUGGGGAUUAAAGAUGGCUUUCUUGGUGGAAAAUGGCAAUGGACCGAACCAAUCGAUCAUUCCGCCUCCAAAGGAUCUUCCAAAAUGCUAAGCGAACGGCAUGGCGAAGAAGAAGAAGAGGGUUAUAACAUACCGUCGAUCCAAAAGUUGAGGAAGAAGAACAUAGCCAUUGUUACCUAUUUUCUUUUUUGCUUUCGAAAAAUGUUCAAAUA